This is a messenger RNA of Cantharellus anzutake, 668 nucleotides long. RefSeq lists its product as uncharacterized. The transcript has a single exon. The record is from RefSeq and is a predicted model, not a curated record. NCBI's taxonomy places the organism in Eukaryota, Fungi, Basidiomycota, Agaricomycetes, Cantharellales, Hydnaceae. The coding region runs from base 154 to 534 and encodes 126 amino acids.
GACUUGUACUUGUGGUAGCUACCCCCCAUCGUGGGGUCACGGCGCUUAUGCCUUUUUCUCUCACAUCUUAUAUGGCAUUACUUGCCAAAAAUGUCUGGCCUUCCUGUACGCCAUUUCGGCUGACACGGCGCUUCGCAUGUCGAUCAUCCGCGUAUGUUCAGUUUGCACCUCUUAUGUUCCAACGAAAUAUUUUUUGGAUUUACUAUGUUACCCCCCCCCCCCCCUCUCUCGCGUCCGCUGUACGCUUCGGCCUCCGUACCUUUCUUUCUCCUUUUUCGCACCUGCGGCUACGCUUCGGCUUUCGUGCCUUCUCUAUUGAGGAGUUAUUGUCUGGUCUUUGUUGCCAGCUCAAUUUUACUCUACUCCCGGGGUUUCGGGUGCGGUUCCGAUUGUAAGUAUUUUUUGGUCUUGCUAAAAGGAGAAGGUGCUGUGACCUUCGGUUUCCUUUGGUGGGUGCAUAAUUAUGUAUUCGGCGCUACCCUAGCCCUUUGGUCAUGUCUAUUUCCUGGCUCCCGGUUUCUUCAGCGUUACUAAGUUGAAUUCUUAGUCCUUCGUCCCAUUUGAAUGUCGCAAGGUGCAGAAGGGUCGAGGUAACAGGCACUGAGAGAAGCAAUUCCAUGAUAUUGUAACGUGAUAGGUCAAGACUGACCAUUGUGUGAUUAUUGGAA